AUGGCGACGUCUGACACCGUGAUUAAGGACAUGUACGACGUCGGAUUAAAGCCUCUUAUGCUCCGUACACUUCUAAAAGAGGAUGUCCCUGACGAGAAAAUCCCAUUUGAUUCUCCUUCAAAACUAUCCCGUAUUGUCACCUGCAUUCAAUCUCACAAGCUCUUAUCAGAACCAUCAAUCACCGACAACAACAAACAAAUCGAAAGGUGGAAAUCGUCCGUCGAUGAUUGGAUCACUCGCUUGUUGUCUCUUAUCAGCAUCACCGCCACAACACCAGAUAAAUGUUGGGCUGGAAUUUGCUUGUUAGGAGUGACGUGUCAAGAGUGCAAUGCUGACCGCUUUUUGGGAUAUUAUGCUGCUUGGUUUGAUAAAAUUUUGUUGCAUGUUCAGUCACCGGGGGACUCUCAGUUUGUGAAGGUGGCUGCUUGUACUUCAAUAUCGGAUUUGAUUACGAGGUUGGCGGGGUUUCCAAAUGUGAAAAAGGAGGGGACUUCGCUUGCUGGGAAAGUCAUUCAACCUGUUUUAAAGCUGUUGAAUGAGGAUUGUUCAGAGGCUGUAUUGGAAGGAGCAAUUCAUCUGUUAUGCACUGUUAUAACUUCCUUUCCUGCUGCACUUCAGCGUCAUCAUGAAAGCGUUGAAGCUGCUAUUACAUCAAAAAUAUUUUCAGGAAAAUGCAGUGUAAAUUUGAUGAAGAAACUAGCUCAUUUCCUAGCAUUGCUUCCCAAAUCAAAAGGAGAUGAAGAUAGCUGGAUUUUAGCAAUGAGGAAGAUUCUGUUACUGGUAAAUGGUUACCUAACUGAAAUCUUCACUGGUCUAGAAGAAGAAACAAAAUGGGAUGAAGCUGUUAGAUUAUUGGUUCCGCCAGGAGAAGUUCCUCCACCUUCUUUAUGGGGUCAAAAGCUGUUAGAAGAUACCUCAGACAAGGAAAGAAAGAGAUCCAAGCUGCACAGUGUUUCAGUGCCUGUUCGCUCAUUAUUAGCCCUUGUUGAGAGAGUGCUGAUGGUCGAUGGCUCCUUGCCACCAACUACAUCACCCUUUGUGAUUUUAGCAGAACAAGAGUUCAUUUGCUCUGAACUUCCAGUUCUGCAUUCAGAUGCUUUGGAACUUCUUACUUCAGUCGUAAAGGGGAUUCGCAGUCAACUAUUGCCACAUGCUGCAUAUAUUGUGAGACUUGUUAAAGAAUAUUUUAAGAGAUGUGAGUUACCAGAGUUAAGGAUAAAGGUCUACUCCAUCACAAAGGUGUUGUUGAUGUCGAUGGGUGUUGGAAUAGCAAUAUAUCUUGCACAAGAAGUUGUCAACAGCUCUUUUCAUGAUUUAAAUCCCACUGUUGAUGGCACAUCUGUUCAUGCAAAUGCAAAAUCCGAACUUUUGCUGCAGCCUUUCCACAGAAAGAGAAAGCAUGGUGCAACCGGAUCUCGCGAACAGCUCCAUGACAGAACUGGUUUGGAGGUGGAAACAUCCAACAGUCCAACUGUGAUUUCUGUGAAGAUAGCUGCACUUGGGGCAUUGGAAACUCUUCUAACUGUGGGUGGUGGUUUGAGAUCUGAGUCUUGGCGUUCAAAAGUUGAUCAUCUUUUAAUAACUAUCGCAACAGAUUCCUGUAAGGGAGGACGAUUUAGUGAUGAAAGCAAAACUUUCUUGCCCAAUGAAUCAAUCCUAACAUGCUCAGAUUUACAGCUAGCAGCAUUACGUGCACUUUUGGCAUCUCUCCUUUCUCCUUCUCAAGUGCGGCCCCCACAUUUAGCUGCUGCUCUUGAGCGCAGGCAAGAAAUUGGAACAAAAAUAUCUGAAUUUUGUGCCUAUGCACUCUUAGCCUUGGAGGUGCUUAUACACCCCCGGGCACUUCCGCUGGCUGAUUUUCCCUCUGCAAACUCCUUCAAUGAAGGUAACCACAGAUUCCCAGAGACUAUAUACUCUGUCAUCCAGAAGCACAGCAACCCAUUUUCAAGUGGCAUGCAGCACACAGGACAUGGCCUUUCUGAUUCAGAUGAUGAUUUGUAUGAGAGUUGGCUGGAUAGCAGCAAGGAAACAGAGGGUCCAGUGGGUGAAAGUAUGGACGCUGAAAAGCCUACUGAAACUUUAAGGGUUCAACCGGGAGAAAAUAUUUCCAUGGUUGGUUCGUCAGGUGCAAAAAGUCCUUGGAGAAAUGAGCACGAGCCAGCAGCUGCUAGUGCAGACACGGAGAUAAAGAUUGACAAUGAACUAAUGGUCGACUCACAGCAAUUACAAGAAUCCAUGGAGCGGCAUCAGGAAUCUUCUAAAGAUGCCACAAUUCCUAUGGUUACUAGCAUUCCAAAUGUUACCAAUGUGGACUUGACAGGCUCUGGUUCGGAAGGUGAUGCUUUAAAUUCUAGGGAUAUUGAAAUGGCGUCAGUCCAAGCUGUUAUGGCAGAUGAAAGUGAUGGGCUUACCACCAAAGAUGGAAACACAACAUCCUUAAGUGCUCAGAAAGGUACUACAUUUGCUAUUGAAGAUGAUAAUGAAACAACUGAUUCUCUCCCUGAUAUCGUGGAUGUUGAUCCCGAUUCUGAUUAG
This is a messenger RNA of Dovyalis caffra, 2535 nucleotides long. The record is from the annotation of a GenBank genome assembly. NCBI's taxonomy places the organism in Eukaryota, Viridiplantae, Streptophyta, Magnoliopsida, Malpighiales, Salicaceae.